CCUCUUUAUAUAUUUAUAUAUAUUUUUGAGAAGCAGCAGCCUGUGCAACAGACGGAGCCGCAGCCUUUUCCACACAGUCCGCUUGGCAUCAAGAAGGAAAUAACUACAGGACAAGAUGUGUAAGGGACUAGCAGCUUUGCCGCACACAUGUCUGGAGAGAGCCAAGGAGAUCAAGACCAAGUUGGGCACGCUGCUACAGAAGCCAGACUCAUCUGUAGACCUGAUCAUCCCAUAUUCCGAGAAGCCAGAAAAACCAGCAAAGCUCCAGAAACCUUCUGCUGAGGAGGCUUGGCAGUGGCGCAACUCUCUGGAGAAACUCCUUCAGAAUCCCUAUGGGCUUGCCAGCUUCCAGAACUUCCUCAAGUCUGAAUUCAGUGAGGAGAACAUUGAAUUCUGGAUUGCUUGUGAAGAGUAUAAGAAAAUAAAAAUUCCUUCUAAAAUGACUGAAAAGGCCAAGAAAAUUUAUGAAGAAUUUAUCCAGAGUGAGGCUCCUAAAGAGGUAAACAUUGAUCAUUUCACCAAGUCUGUGACCAUGAAGAAUCUGGUGGAACCAUCUGAGAGUACUUUUGACCUGGCUCAGAAGAAGAUCUUCAUGCUGAUGGAGAAGGAUUCUCUUCCCAGAUUUGUGCGUUCUAACAUAUAUCAGGAGUUCAUAAAGUAGCAAUGUAGCAGAGCUGUGCUGGGCCUUGAUACUCCUGAUUGCAAACAGGGCCAUUGUUUACUCCAAUUAUCAGCUACUACUUUGUGACAUUUAUCUUACUUACUGGCUUUUCUUAUGUGUAUUCCAGGCUUCAGAUGUUCAAAUGCUAUUGUUCAGUGUCUUUCACAUGCUGUUUGGUCUCUCUGUUCUUCUUUCCAGAUGAUUGUUUUACCCUCUCCUCGCAUUUCUGCCCCUCUUUCCAGCACUGACACGAUUGCAGAAAGAGGCAAGAACACAGAGUUUGAAGGGCUACACUAGUCACUCCUGUUAAACAUAACAGAUGAUAACUAUUUACACACGCAUGACUAAAAUGACUAAAUUCUUCUAUGCAUCCUUGAUCUGACCAUCCUAGAAGAAGAAUGUAAGAAUGUAAGAAGAAUUUUGUCCCCUCUGUUUGAAGUAUCCUAUGAGAAGUAGAUAAUGUGGUAAUCUAUCCAUCAUUAGCAAAUAAGGCUGCAUCUACACUGCACUCUAUUCCAGGAUCUGAUCCCAGAUUAUCUGUUUAUCCUAGAUUAUCUGACAAUAUAGAGCAGGGGUCCUCAAACUAAGGCCUGGGAGCCGGAUAUGGCCUUCCAAGGUCAUUUACCCGGCCCUCGCUCAGGGUCAAUCUAAGUCUGAGAUGACUUGAAAGCACACAACAACAACAACAACAAUCCUGUCUCAUCAACCAAAACCAGUCCCACACUCCCCACUGAAAUACUAAUAAGUUUAUAUUUAUUAAAAUUGUUCUUCAUUUUAAUAUUGUAUUGCAUUUAAGUGGUUUUUUGAACUACAAAUAAGAUAUGUGCAGUGUGCAUAGGAAUUCAUUCAUGUUUUUUUCAAAUUAUAAUCCAGCUCUCCAACAGUUUGAGGGACUGUGACCUGGCCCUCUGUUUAAAAAGUUUGAGGACCCCUGAUAUAGACUGUCACUUCAAAGUACAUAAUCUGGGAUCAGAUCUCGGGAUAGGCCUGUU
Molecule: messenger RNA, 1653 nt
Organism: Anolis sagrei ordinatus
Lineage: Eukaryota; Metazoa; Chordata; Lepidosauria; Squamata; Anolidae
Product: regulator of G-protein signaling 5-like
Source: RefSeq, a predicted model, not a curated record